GUUAUUAAUGAGCAUAAGCAAAUACAAAAUGAAAAUACUAAUCUUAUUUCUCAUAAUGCACAAAAGGAUGUUUUUAUUGCUGAAUCCAAGGCUGAGAAUGUUACGAAAUCCAAGAAAAUUAAAUCACUCGAGUUUAUGAUCAAGAUAUUAGAAAGUAAGUUGUCUUCAGCCCAGAAAGAUGUGAUUUCGAUUCAAAAUGACUCAUCAAAAAAAGAAUCUGAGAUUUUAUCUCUCAAGUCUAAAAUAGUUGAAGUAGAACAUGAGUUAGCUUCGAAAGUCAGUAAACUUGAGUAUCUGAAAUCGGAGGCUAUAUCAAACUCCAUACUUGGUGGAAACGAUAAAAAAAAUAUGACCAAGUCUGAUGAUAUAUCUGCAGUUAUUGAACCUAGCAAAAAUCUAAAUCAACCCCAAGAUAAGCAAUGA
Cetraspora pellucida is the source of this 423-nucleotide messenger RNA. Lineage: Eukaryota; Fungi; Glomeromycota; Glomeromycetes; Diversisporales; Gigasporaceae. The record is from the annotation of a GenBank genome assembly.